CAAAAGCUAAAGAAUCCAAGUCGGUGCUCACUGAAAUUUAUUCUUUGGCCUAUUCAUGCUGCUUAUAUCAAUGACCUGGUCUUUAAGAGAGUAAUGACCCGAGUCGAACAAACAAGGGACAGAUUAAUCGCCUAAAUAAUACGUUUCUUGACACAAGGUGAGCUUUGUCAACACAAUCACUUGGAUGGAUAAGGACGGAGAGAUAGAAAAAAGCAGCCAUGGGAUAGAGUUCAAAGAAGAGCACACAAAUGCAAACAAAUCUCCUAAACUUCGCGGCCUGAAACCGAAGACUCAUAAAAGCGAGGUAGGGAGCAUUGCCAAUGCAAGAAACAAAACCGAGACUUUGAAACUGGACAGAAGUUUGUCUAAUUACGAUAAACAGUGCUCGAAAGCGGUCAAAUCAAUAGAGUUUGCACAGAGGUCAUUCCUAGAUAACUUGCAAGCUAGAAAGAGUAAGGCGGGGAGGAAAAUAAGCACAGAUGUAUGGUUUUCCACUCAGCGAAGAGGUUCAUCUCCUGUCUUGUUGACUGAGCGAUUACGAAAUGCUGAAGUACCUGAAGGUACUGUUAAUGCCAGAAAUAUUAAUAGACUGUUCGUACAUCGCCAUUCGCUGCCGACCGACUCGCUAAUAGGCUACGGAAAAGGCUCACAACCCAAGACAGAGGCAUCCGCUGCCUUUCUCGGGACCAAACCAUACACUAAGAGCAGAUCGUUUAGUAACUUAGAGUUCCUGAAAGAGGAGUCCUUGACUAAUUUCCAAAGAUCAGGGAGCUUGCCGAAGCUGGAUCCUCUAUUGCUUGAGCAGAGUAAACGGAAAGCUUUUUCGUCACUGGGAAAAGGAGACACUGGCGACAAAAAACAAACUGGUAAAGCAAACCCACUAGGAAGAAAUCGCAACUGGCAAGGGAAAAUCAAACUAAAGGAUUCGUUUUCAAAAAGCAAUUCAAUGAUAGUGGAUUAUACUGAAAAAUGCGAUGAUGUCAUCGAAGGUCAGUUAGUUUCUAAACCAAUUGUCAGAAAAACAUUUCAGCCUUUGCCGGCUAUUGUUGUUGAUUUCGACAAUUCUACGACAACAAGCCGAGCCCACGAUGAAAAAACGUCGCCGAGAGACGACUAGUCCACGAUGGUAACAGCGAUAACACCCAACAGCCCAAUAAAGACUUUAGAUCGGACAUAUGUGGGACACUGUUGUCACGGUUGCACCAGGAUGUCUAUUACUCCGUAUUAAUUAAUUAUUCGUGGAUUAUUCUAUACUUUUCUGUAGGUAUAGAAAGCAGUCGUUUGUUUUGUUUUGUUUGUAGGAUGGAUUGAAUUCAACUGAUUCAACUGGACGAGUUAUAACUUCGCCGCUAAAAGUAUCUCUCCCAGUCUUUAAUAAUGAAAUUUUAAAUUUGUUGCAAAGACUAGAACCUACGGCUCUAGAUAACAUACUGCGGUAGACAAAAGACAGGCCAAAUAGCUGGUAUUCAUGUAGUCGUGGUCUAUUAAGCGGAACGUUGCACCCAUUGAGAAACACCCCUAGCCUAGGACACGCACUUUUGCCUUGAGGUCAAUACGUCUAAGUAAAUAUAGUAGAGUUUAUAAAUGCACUCUUGUCACGAUAACACAGCACCAUGACUCAUGUAUCGAGUUCAUGGUCAUGGUUGCAGUCGGUACAAGAAAUCAAUAAAAUGCCAUCCACCCUGCGAUCACAGUGCUGAAUAACGUAUGCGCAUGCGCGUGGUCUGGCGAAAACAAACAAAAUCUCAGUGUUGAAUCGUUCGAGUAAAGGUACGAAAGGCUGACUUCGGUCGCUGUUUUGACUUACUGUACAGCAUUAAAACCAUACUGUACAAAAGAUGACAGAUUUGUUUGAUAAUGAGGGAGUCAUAAGGAAAAUUAUACUCUUAGCUUUGCGCUAGUUUUUUUAGCAUUCGCCAAAAUGUGACGAUUCGCCGGUAAAAAGCAGCCAUUUUAAAACAAAAAGGCUGGUUUAACCGCUCGGUACUGGAACUAGUCUUGUUUUUCAGCACUGUCCCCUGAGAUCACUAACCACAUAGAGCCGAUAAGCAUUCUAUCAGGGAUUCUAGAUAAGGAGGCUGUGUGUGAGGGGGAGGGUGAGGGGUCUUGGUUGGUUUUAGUUUACUAUUAUUGUGGUGAUCAUGUAUUCUUUUUUAGUCUUGUAUGUCGCAUUUGUUUUCCCUUGAAAAGAGUAUGAGGCAAUAGGAGUAAUUGUCCUUACUUCAUAAAUAGGAUGUUUGUUGAUUUUUCUCAAUUAAAAGUUUGUGAUUCUUGCAAA
Messenger RNA from Nematostella vectensis (starlet sea anemone), 2278 nucleotides. RefSeq lists its product as uncharacterized. The record is from RefSeq and is a predicted model, not a curated record. The transcript is spliced from 2 exons. Lineage: Eukaryota; Metazoa; Cnidaria; Anthozoa; Actiniaria; Edwardsiidae. Bases 185 to 1117 code for a protein of 310 amino acids.